GCUAGCGACGUACGGUCCCGAUUUUAUCAGCACAUUUUUAGUUGCGUCGCAAGCGUCAUAAAUAUAUAUUUGUUUAAAAAUUCCGAUAAAGCAAACAAUUCAAAUCAUUGAAUAUGCCCGCUGUGGUGCGCAUAAAGCGCCGCAUUGACGAAGAACCUCAUUCGGCAUUCCUAUUAAAUGGCAAACGCCGUCGGCUGCUCAAUGAUGAGGACGCGCCCGCUACAUCUACGGCGCCAAUCGCCGAUAACAAAGAGGAACAAAGUCAAGUGCUUUUAAAGUUUGCCGGCACGCUGGAGAAACAGGACGACUGCGCCACCAAACAGUUUGCUGCAGCUCGUAUGAACAAAGCCAUUGCCAAGGAGCUGGUGAAUCAGACUAGGGAUACAGCCAAAGCCAGUGCGCUGCGUCGAGAUAAACAUCGGCAGGAGCAACAGCAAUUGGCCAGGGAGCAACGAUAUCGAGUAGUCAAUUGCCUGCGAACGACUUUGAACGACGUGGAGGAGCAGCAGGAGGAAGAGAAUGGAGGAACAGCAGCCGGUAGCAGCAACAGCAACCAGGCUCAAAGCAAGACUGACAGCAGGCAGAUAACAAUUGUGGACAUCGAGUCCCAGCAGAGGGAACAGGAACCGCAUCUUCCUCUGCUGGACCAGCAGCCCGUUGACUCGGACGUGGGCUAUGUGUACGAUUUGUAUGUGCCGGAGAAUGAGAUGCAGGCGCAAUAUGUUGAUAUGUUCGAUGACAACUACUUAAGGUUGUAUUACCCGUUUAAUUACUACAACAACUGCUACUGGUAACACAGCAACAGAAACAACAACAAGAGCAUCAAGAACAACUACUGCUGCUGCUGAUGCUGCACCGGAUCGACGUGCCACGCCCAGCAUUUCAAACGUCCCCACUUCGCACCCACACAAACGCAAUCAAAAUCAAUCAAUCAAAACGUCGCACGGCACGCAGCUCUUCCUUCAAAAAAGCAACAAUAUCAACUUAAUUAGCUUUUAGGUUCUUUCUUUUGCUUUUUGCACCUCACACGCACACACACACACACACACACAUACAUAUACUAUAUAUAUUGUGUACAUUUUGUUCAUUCAGUCCCAAUUUGUUGCCAGUUGCCAGUUUUUUAAGUUUCUUAUUAGGUUUCAAUUUAAGUCAUUCCACAAAUCGUGUGCUAAAGUCUAAUUAAGUGCUUAGUUUUAGUUUAGCGCGGAAAUCAAAUAAAAUAUAUAUGUUAAUCCAAAUGUA
Drosophila arizonae is the source of this 1242-nucleotide messenger RNA. It is a transcript of the gene fs(2)ltoPP43, whose product is annotated as female sterile (2) ltoPP43. The record is from RefSeq and is a predicted model, not a curated record. Lineage: Eukaryota; Metazoa; Arthropoda; Insecta; Diptera; Drosophilidae. Gene Ontology annotation, biological process: developmental process.